GCGCACGCAUAGCAGAAAAGGCAGCAUGCCCCGGGGUAUCGAAAAAGGUAAUGGAUUUGAGGCCGUUGUCGUUACCGCUGGAACGUACUGGGACAGAAAAGGCUCCUAUAUGUUGAGUGAUACCACCGGCUUCGCUUUGCGCAGCUGCGCUACAGAGGUGGAUUGUAGAGUGUCGAGCAACGUAGUCUUUCCGUGGUCGACGUGGCCCAUCAUCGCCACGACAGGAGGGCGCAAACGGAGGGUGCUAGGAUCUGGGGUAGAUAUCGAAAGCCAUUUCGUCGUUAACAACGGGAUUUUUACCAAACUUCAGCAAGAAGAACGGCAUAAUCUGAUGUCAGGAAUGGGGAAACAUGUUAAAUGCGAAUCAAAGGCCAGCAAGGAGGUAGCGCACCAUGGUCAUACGAAGUUUCUUCCCCCAUUCCUGACUGUUCCAUCUUACGUUGCAACCGCGCUGAACUUACCAGAGUCCAACGAGUCGACAUACGAUUCCCAUACAUCUGAGGAAGUAGAACUUGACGAACUGGAGUUCAUACCGGAUUCUUUGAUUGAGGGAUGUCUGUUUGAGAAAGUCUGGCGGUGCUUCGUGGAGAUGGGGUUCAGAGCGGAUUUUGCAGUAGGGUCUCCGGAAACGUGCACAGGUGUAGAUGUAGGGGUGGAACUUGUCCGAGAAGUAGGAAGUACCCUUGACCAUCUACGUGCAGGAAGGGCCUUCCGUCGAGGAGGUUUCAACGGCUCCGCCUUGAAUAGUUCGUGA
Messenger RNA from Lentinula edodes (shiitake mushroom), 754 nucleotides. RefSeq lists its product as uncharacterized. The coding region runs from base 26 to 754 and encodes 242 amino acids. The transcript has 4 exons. NCBI's taxonomy places the organism in Eukaryota, Fungi, Basidiomycota, Agaricomycetes, Agaricales, Omphalotaceae. The record is from RefSeq and is a predicted model, not a curated record.